AUCUGAUGAUUUUGUUCAUACAAAAUGAUCUCAUCAACAAACGAAACAUUUUCAUUUUCUAGGCCUAACAAUAGGUCAAACAUAAGAUUUCGUCAUUGUAUAAGGCCACCCGAUUAUUAUUCUACUAAAUGGCCAAUAUUAUGGAUGUUAUGUUAUUCAUCAAUAUUAUUCAUCAGUAUUGAACCAAUCGAUGGAUCAAUCACACAAGAAGAUGCUAAUCUAACGCUAACAACAUCGGCCAUAUUGAAUCUAACUUCAUUACAUAAUCCUCAUGUUAAUCUACAUUCACACAAUCAUCAUCAUCAUCAUCAUCAUCAUCAUCAUCAACUAAAUCAUCAUUCAAAUCAUAAUUCGUCAAUAACAAAUUCAUCAUCCACUACGACAAUAAAAGCAAUAAUUGAAGAUGAUGAAUCUAGUUUGCCAUUGUUGCCUUUAGAAUCAUCACAUCCGUCUUUAGGAAUCGGAUCAUCUACAUCAUCUUCCUCUUCGUCAUCAACAUCAUCAUUUGAUCAUACAAUCCAUCCGGAUAAGAAUAAUCCAAAAGGUUUACGUUUUGAAGAGGAACCGGCAGAUUCCUAUAUUGUACGAAGUAAAUCGGCUAUACUACGUUGUCGUACAUUGAAUGCAUUGAACGCUUGGUUUACGUGCAAUAGUGGUGAUGAACGUCGUAUUCAAAGUAAUCAGAAAAUUUCCAACUAUGUUGAUCCACAGACCGGUAUUCGUUUGAUUGAAAUCGAUUUGGAAAUUACCCGAAGCGACGUUGAAGAGCAUACCAAUUCUGGCUAUACGAAUCCGUAUCAAUGUUGGUGUACCGCAUAUGGUGGACAUCAUCAAAUUAUGAGCCGUAAAGCAUCCGUUUCAUUUGCUUUGAAUGGUGAAUGGUCCAAUUGGGGUAGUUGGUCACCAUGUCAAUUGGCACCCGGAUUAACAGCACAAGGAUUGAAAUGUGGUAUCGGUACACAAAAACGUGUUCGCCAUUGUAGUAAUCCUACACCAGUUAAUAAUGGUCAAUUUUGUCCCGGUGAAUCGGUUCAGGUUACUGAAUGUACAAUUCUUUGUCCACCAAUCGAUGGUUUCUGGUCACCAUGGUCACAAUGGUCAAUUUGUUCACAUGAAUGUACACAGGUUCGAAGAAGAAUCUGUAAUAAUCCAAUUCCAGAAUAUGGUGGACACGAUUGUUUUGGUUCAGAUUUUUUGAUAAAAAAUUGUACAGGUGGUCUAUGUCGUAAGAAUUUCGAUCCAACCAAUUUUAUCCAGCCAAUCGGAUCGCCCACAACUACUCUACAACAGUCAAAUGAUCAAAUAUAUUUUAUAAUAAUAUUCAUAUUGAUUCUGAUCAUAUUAACUUUUGUCAUCUAUAUUGUUUUAAAAUUUCAACUUCAUCGACGACGUCAUGGUGCCAAAUCAACUGCUUCACCUUUCAAUCAUCAUUCAUGGUUGAAUGGUGGUACCGAUUCUGAUCAUCUUUCUCAUGGAAGUUUAGGUCCAAUAGAUCCCGAAGAUUCUCUUGUACCGCAAACUUCUUUGACACCAACAUUACUAUUGUUACAACAACAGGAUGGCCGAUUUUAUAAUAAAGCUGUCAAACCCAGUGGAAAUUAUAAUCAUUAUCCGAUGGAACCAAUUUUAUCCAAACAACAACAAUCGGCAUCAGCUACUCCACAAAAAAUGAUGCUUGUAUCUAGACUAAAUCAAUCGAAUCAACAAAAUGGCAUGUUGGAUCAUUUUCUGAUGCAACCAGGUUCCGGUUCGAGUUUGCAAUCAACUCCAUUGCAUCCGAAAGGUCAUCCAUUACCAACGAUUCCUCGUGAUGAUGAUAGCGUCAGUUUUCGAAGUGGUGGAUCGAGCGCGAAUCGUUAUGAAGAACCGCAAUUUCAUCAUUCACUUGUCCAACCAAUUUCCGGUGUCCGAAAAUCAGUUAAAAAAGGCUCACCACAUUCAUCUAACGGUGGCAAUGCUGGCACUAAUAGUAGUAGUGGAUCAGCCAACACUGCCCUCACUACUACCGCUAAUGAUAUGAGUCAAAAUGAAUCCGAGCCAGAUUAUGCCGAACCAAUUAUAAAUGAAUUCGAACAAACAGCUAAUAUUCGACCUCCUUCGUUGACUACAGCACCUCCUAUUUCGCCAUCACCACAAAAAAAUCUCCGUUAUUCUUCGGAAGAAUCUUCAGGUUGUUCGGAUGGUUCGAAUAACAUUGGCUCUCUUUGUGGCCGACAUGAGAAAUUUCUUAAAAUCAAUCACGAAUUAACUCGAUAUGGACAUUAUUCUUCAUUACCAAACCUUGGUGUGUGUUUAUAUUUGCCACCCGAAUUCCUCAUUCUAACAUCAAGCAUGUCCGGUAAUCAUUCUAUGAAUCGAGCAACCGAUGAAUCAAAUGGUGAUUUAUACAUUCGUUAUGGUAUCGAUACUCGUGCUCGAUAUCCUGGGCUAUGUUCCUUAAGCUCAGUGAUCACUUUAAAUUUGUCAAAACAACAUCAGCAUUAUAUUGAUCUUAAUCGUCCAGCUAUACUCUCUUUUCGUCAUUGUCUUUCAUUUCCCAAUCACCAACAACCUAUUGAUAUGGCAUCUCGAAAGAAUUUAGUAAUCAUGUGGCAAAAUCAACAAGAACAUCAACACUCAUCUAAAUCAUCAUCCAAAUGGAUUGAAUUGAUCCGUUUGGAUGACCAACAAGAUCCUAAUUGCUAUGCAUACCUGGAUUCGAAUCAUGUUUAUCUAGUUACUCGAUUAUUGGGCCGAUUCAUGUUUUGUUAUAAACAUGAUUUUUCUCAAUAUGGUUCAACAUCCACGACUGCUGAUUCAAAUCUCGAAUUACCAUCUACAUUUGGUUCGAUUGGCCGAUCUGCAUCAAAAAGUGCAGAAUCUUCAGUGAUUUCUAAAAUGGUCAAUUUUUCCAUCACCAUUGAACAAUGUAGUCAAACUGAACAUUUAAUCAAAUGUUUUGUAUACGACAAUUUACCCGCUUCUGUUUUAAUGUUCCAGAAUGAUCAAUUACCAUCAUUAAAUUCAUCUUCAGAGUCCACAGUGAUGAAUGGCCAAAAUAAGCUUGUCCAAGUACUUAUUGGGCGUAUGUCCAAUCCUUUAAUAACAACAGCAUAUAAUUCUUCUACUAAAAUUUCCUUGCCGCCAAAUCGCAGUUCAGCCCUUUGUUUUGAACUUAUUCAACAAGCUAAUUCUACUCCUUCACAUUCUCGUAUUCCAAAUAUUGGUUCUAAUCCACGCAUGGAAAUUCCUUUGGAACAUCUUUGCUCUUUAGGGCCUAAUUCAAUGCUCCAUUGUUCUUUUAUGGUGCCGAAUGUCAGAAAUACGAACAUUUUAAUCAUGGAUAAUGACGAAAAUUUAGUUGAUGAUAAUGAUGAUGAUCAAGAACAAGAUUCUGACGAUGAUAUCGAUUUGCAAGAUUCUUAUGAUUCAGUUGAUGAUUCGAGUUUUUCUCCUACUUACGAAAAUAAACCUACACGGCCGUACUCACGCAGAAAAAAAUCAUUAUUGAAAAAGAAUUAUAGAAAUUUGAAUUAUGAAAUAAAAGUGUGGCAACAAAAACCCGAAACACGUAAACGUUUGCAUCAUCAUCAUUCGAAUACAUUAACAUUGAAUUAUCUUAAUAUGAGGCCAUUACAUCGUCUACCGUCUAGCGAUAGUGCUCAGCAAUAUUUUUAUCAUGAAGAAUCUUGCCGUUUAUUUGGCGAUUCUGAAUUAGAACUAAGACGAUCCAUGGCUGAACGUCUAGAUCUUUCUUUAUACGGCAACGAUCUUAGUCCAUGGAAAGAAUGGGCAAUGGCAAUGUUGAUGAUAUCCCGUGAUAAUAGCCAUCAUGGUUGGCUCACAUAUUUUGAACGACAACCAUCACCAAGUAUUCAAUUAAUGGAACUUUGGGAAUCAAAAACCAUAACAGAAUUGAUGAUCGCCAUGGUUGAUGACAAAAUUGGACGACGAUCACAUCGAAAACGGAAUAACAACAAACAAUCAUCCAUACUAAUGUCAACGAACCCUAUGAAAAUGAAAGAAUUAUUCUUCUCGAAAUUGUUACAUCAAAUACAAACAACUAUUGGUGGUAGCUCUGAUCUUGUUGAUUUGAUUCUUGGCCACAAGUUUUGAUCCAUACUUUUUAUUUAUUAUCAAUUUUCAAUUUUUUUAAUCUCAUUCAACAUUUCUUUCACAUCUUAUUAACGAACAAAAAAACACUUUUGGAAAAAUUAUAUUCAAUUGAACAAAUCAUAUAAAUGUAAGCAAUUUUUUUCAACAAGUGCCUACCCCAAAUCAUUCAAGUGUCCUAGUUAGCAAUUUGAAAAAUUUGUUUAUACACUAUCCAAUGGAACACCAUCCAAAGAAACAUGACAAUAAGAGCUUCGACUAUUUAAAAAGAAGCAAAGAAGAAAAAUCCGUUUUAUUAUCCAUUCACAAACAAUUCUAAUGAUUAAUGCCCUUAUUAUUAUUGAUUGAUUGAUUGAUUGAUGUGCAUUGAUAAUAACUUUUUACACUGUUUUUUUUCAAUUUACUUUUUUUUAAUUAUUUAAUUUUUUUUCCUGUAAAUAUGAAAAAGAUUUACUAAUUUGAAAAGAUGAAUAAAAACAUUGAUUUAUAUAUUGAAAAUUCUUUUU
This is a messenger RNA of Dermatophagoides farinae (American house dust mite), 4598 nucleotides long. RefSeq lists its product as uncharacterized. The record is from RefSeq and is a predicted model, not a curated record. NCBI's taxonomy places the organism in Eukaryota, Metazoa, Arthropoda, Arachnida, Sarcoptiformes, Pyroglyphidae.